Oldenlandia corymbosa var. corymbosa is the source of this 393-nucleotide messenger RNA. Lineage: Eukaryota; Viridiplantae; Streptophyta; Magnoliopsida; Gentianales; Rubiaceae. The record is from the annotation of a GenBank genome assembly.
AUGUUACAACCCGCCUCUUCAUCGCAACAAUCAGACUUUGAUUUGCAUCCUUCUUCACCAAGAACCUUGCAAGUCGGAGGAGGCGGCGACGGCGGAGGUGGAGGAGGUGAUGAUGGGGGAGGCGGAGGAGGUGACGGUGGUGGUGGAGGAGGUGAUGACGCUGGAGGAGGCGAUGAUGGCGAAGGCGGUGGAGGUGAUGAAGGCGGAGGCGGAGGAGGUGGUGAAGGUGGAGGCGGCGGAGGACAGCCGGAUUUGCCACCGAUGCCAAUUCCGAUUCCAAUCCCGACGCCAACCCCAAUAUUUAUAUCAGAUGAAGACGCCAUUGUUUUCAUUGUUGUUGUCGGUGACAAUAACAGAACUGCACCCGAUCAUUCAUUCAGUAAUCAAACUUAA